Messenger RNA from Aspergillus nidulans FGSC A4, 1050 nucleotides. Its product is annotated as aldo/keto reductase family protein. The coding region runs from base 1 to 1050 and encodes 349 amino acids. NCBI's taxonomy places the organism in Eukaryota, Fungi, Ascomycota, Eurotiomycetes, Eurotiales, Aspergillaceae. The transcript has 2 exons. The record is from RefSeq and is a predicted model, not a curated record.
AUGCCCCUCGUCGCCCAGAACCCGGUCCCAAGGGUAAUCCUUGGGUUGAUGACCUAUGGUAAAGACGAGUCGAAAGGCGGUCGAGUUACAUCACUAGAGGAAUUCAACAAGCACCUGGAUUACUUCCAGCAACAAGGCUUCAACGAAGUCGAUACUGCGCAGUUGUACAUUGGAGGAACCCAAGAAAGGUUCACGGCGGAAGCGAAGUGGAAAGACCGAGGUCUAACCCUUGCGACAAAAGUCUACCCCGUGGCUCCUGGUGUCCAUAAGCCUGAUGUUCUCCGCGAGAAGUUCGAGACAUCUCUGAAGGAGCUCGGGACAAGCCAGGUCGAUAUCUUCUACCUACACGCAGCUGACCGGUCUGUCCCAUUUGAUGAAACAUUCGAGGCUGUCAACGAGCUGCACAAAGAGGGCAAAUUUGUGCAACUGGGAUUGAGCAACUAUACUGCUUUUGAGGUUGCAGAGAUCGUCACUCUCUGCAAUGAGAGAGGCUGGGUACGACCGACUAUCUACCAGGCCAUGUACAAUGCUAUCACGCGCUCAAUCGAGACUGAGCUGAUUCCGGCUUGCAAACGUUACGGUAUUGAUAUUGUCGUUUAUAACCCUUUGGCUGGCGGGAUCCUCUCUGGCAAGUAUAAAACGAAGGACAUCCCCGCAGAGGGCAGAUAUAGCGACACCGCCGCAAGUGGUAGCUUGUACCGUAGACGGUACUUCCGCGAUGCGACGUUCGAAGCCUUGUACAUCAUCGAGCCUGUAACGCAAAAGCAUGAGCUUACACUGCCUGAGACAGCCUUGCGUUGGAUCCACCAUCAUUCUAAGCUCAACAUCAAGGACGGUCGAGACGGAAUCAUUAUUGGGGUGAGCAACUUCAAUCAGCUAGAAAGCAACCUCAAAGAUGUUCAAAAGGGUCCCCUUCCCGAGGAGGUAGUUGAGGCGCUAGACAAGGCGUGGUUGGUUGCGAAAGCGACCGCUCCGGAUUACUGGCAUCUUGAUCUCAUAUAUACAUAUGACACCCAGGAAGCAUUGUUCAAGCGAAAGUCGAAGGCAUAG